GCUUAUACAGCGACGACGCGCGACGCACCGCUGAGCAGCGCUCGCCGCGCUAAUUUUACACGCCACUACCUACUAGUCCACCACUGGCAUACAACCGUUGACCCACUCAUAGUGAAUCUGUGCUCCAAUCAUCCAGUGUGAGUGACUCAGCGGCGUCUCCCGCCCCAGAACACCAGCAGAAUAAGGUUAGGUGUGGGCCGUCAGAUGUCGAUAACCGAAUUAUAAGACCGAGCAAAUAAAUCGGUGGCGUCUGCGCAGAGCACAAACAAACUAAACAACAUGACAGUAUUAUUAUGAUAUAUAAACUAAAAUCAUAACUCCCUUACAUGUUACCAUCAGCAGCGAACGCGUCGAAUUGUACAAAGUGUAUAUAUUAAUGUUUUGAUAUAAAGUUAUUAUUACGCUUACUAAUUAUAAAUAAUUAGGGCUAUUUUUAAACGCUUCUAGUGAUACCAAUUUUUGUAUUAAAAGUGAAUUGUGCUGGUAUGUAAUAAUCGGUGUUGUUUAAGUGGAUAUGUGUUAGUAAAGGAAUUAAGGUUCCGUUGUGUGGUAUUUAAAUUGGUGGAGUUAUAAUCGUUUGGUCGAAAUGUCGUCGCGGACCGGGCAGCGAGGUACGUCGGUAGCGACCAGCCAAAGGAAACACCGGUCGCGGUCCACCACCAGGUACGACAUGGAGAAGAAGCCGAAGAAGAAAGAUAUGCGCACGUCGGGCACAACGAGUCUUGUGUCUAUACCGAACAGCAUCAAGCUCACUAUGCUGAACAGCGGCCUCAUAUCUUUUGACCGAGUGACGUUUAAACCUGAGACGGACGAGAAUGGUUCAAUAUCGGAGACAAUACCCGACCGACCCGUUGAGAUCAAGAACUUUCCCAAACUAUGCGAGCAAAGGAGGAAAUUUCCAGUACUGUACAAACUAGAAUUCCAGACAGCUGUCAAAGUGGAGGUACACUCGUGUCGACACGGCACAAAGAAGACGAAUUUACACAAGAACCAAAACCAAAAAGUUAUACCUUAUGACUACAACAGAGUGGUGCUAGAAACUGUAGACCGAGAGCCUGACUCUGAUUAUAUUAAUGCUUCCUAUAUAGAUAGUGUAUUAAAACCAAACGCGUACAUAGUGACUCAGGGGCCAACUGAAGAUACAGUGGUGUACUUCUGGAAAAUGAUAUGGCAGGAGCGAGCAGCCGCCAUUGUUAUGCUCACAAAAACAUUCGACUUUAUCAAGGUUAUGUGCGUUCAAUAUUGGCCUCCAAAUAAGGAAAAAGAUGAGACAUACGGUGAUAUAAGUGUCGGAAUAGUUCAAGAGGAAGAGCUUGCUAACUUUCACAUACGGACAUUCAGAUUAUACAAAAGUGAAAAGAAUGUGGUGGUAGAAGAACGGUUUAUUCUCCAGUUUCAUUACACCCAAUGGCAUUCACAUACGUGUCCAUUCAGCAAUGCACUCCUGGAGUUUAGAAGACGGGUCCGAGCAGUGGUCGGGCGUAGGUUGGCUGCCAAUCCGGCUGCUGGUCCAAUGGUCGUACAUUGCAAUGAUGGCGGUGGUCGAUCAGGAGUGUAUUUGGCAAUAGAUGCAAACUUAGAAUUGGCUGAAGAAGAAGACUGCUUCGAUGUUUUCGGUUAUUUGAAGAAAUUGAGACAAUCUAGAAAAGGCCUUAUAGAAAACGAGGAACAAUAUAAAUUCGUUUAUGAUACAUUAGAAGAACAUGUCGUUUGCGGAGUGUCAUGGUUCCCCGUGUCGGAAUUGUCACAAAGACUGAAACAGAAAUCGCAAAGAGACCCAGUAUCUAAACUGAACGAGUAUCAAAAGGAAUACCAGCAGAUAUGCAAACAGACACCAAGAUUUACUAUAGGAGACUGCGCUGGAGGCCACAGAGGAGACAACAGGGAGAAGAACAGAGACGUUCUUGUUGUACCUCCUGACAACUUUCGUCCAUACUUAACUUCGUUCCAAGGAAACAGUUUUACGGAUUACAUCAACGCAGUCUUCGUGGACGGAUACACGAAACCUCGGGAGUAUAUAGUCACAGAAUGGCCUCUGGUUAGAACACAAGGCGAGUUCUGGUCUUUAGUGUAUGACUACGAAUGCGCCGCUGUGGUAGUUUUAUGCGUGCCGCCUAAAAAUUCUCAACAAUUCCCUCCAUUUUGGCCCGAGGGUCGACAUUCGAAGAAGUACGGACCAGUUUUCACGAUAGACCACGUAUCCCAUAACCACUACACUAAUAUCAAAACUUGGAUAUUUAGGAUCAAUAAAAAGAUCGUAUCACUCACCGAGUUAAUGGCUGGCGUUAAAGCUCCACCAAAAACCGUACAGCUGUUCCAAUUGACGUGCUGGCCCAUGGGCCAUAAGGUGCCUUCGUCCACCAACUCGCUGGUCGAGCUCAUGAACAUGGUAGAACGGUGGCGGCAGCGUACAGAUUAUGGGCCCGUCUGCGUUGUAUCACCAGACGGACGUAGUCGUGCCGGUGUUUACUGUGCUGCCAACGCGUGCAUCGAACAAGUAAUUCAACAUGGCGAGGUCGAUGUUUUUCAAGCGGUCAAGACAGUACGGCGGCAUAGACCGCAACUGGUUGAAAAUAUGACUGAAUACAAAUACUGCUACGAUCUCGUGCUACAUUACGUGCUUCACUACUUAAAUAAAGACAUGAAUGAAAAGAAGUGAGAGUGCGAACUCAAAGACGAACUCUGGUUCAUCGAAUUCGGGCGCGGUGCAGCACUAC
This is a messenger RNA of Galleria mellonella (greater wax moth), 2717 nucleotides long. RefSeq names its product receptor-type tyrosine-protein phosphatase kappa (gene Ptp36E). The coding region runs from base 587 to 2659 and encodes 690 amino acids. Gene Ontology annotation, molecular function: protein tyrosine phosphatase activity. The record is from RefSeq and is a predicted model, not a curated record. The transcript is spliced from 18 exons. NCBI's taxonomy places the organism in Eukaryota, Metazoa, Arthropoda, Insecta, Lepidoptera, Pyralidae. Gene Ontology annotation, biological process: protein dephosphorylation.